AUGACAAUCAACAACCCCAACAGGGAAGUUCCUUACAAGACCGUGGGCCACGAUGAGCCAUUGGCUCCCCCAUACAAUGCGAGAAAAGCAUAUCUGCAGGAGCCAGUUGCAAUUGUGGGCAUGGCUUGCCGUCUUCCUGGUGAAAGCAACACCCCAAAGGCGUUAUGGAAUUUCUUAAUGAAGGGUGGUGUCGCGAAGAACACACCUCCUGAAUCACGAUUCAACAUAGCGGGACACCACGAUGGCUCUAAAAUGCCAAAGACCAUGCGAUCACCAGGAGGCAUGUUCCUUGAGAACAUCGAUCCACAGGAAUUUGAUGCUUCAUUUUUCGGUAUAUCGCAUGUGGAUGCAACUGCCAUGGACCCUCAGCAGAGGCAGUUACUGGAGGUUGUGUACGAAUGUCUCGAGAACUCGGGGUUGCCUCUGGAGUCUUUGGAUGGAGCCCCUGUCGGAUGCUUUGUCGGCUCGUAUUCUGUGGACUAUGAGCACAUGCAAUCUCGUGACCCAGAAGAUCGUGCUCCCACCGUUACCGUUGGUGUUGGACGGGCAAUUCUCAGCAACCGUAUUAGUCAUUUUCUUAACAUCAAGGGUCCCAGUAUGACUGUGGACACAGCCUGCUCGGGCAGCUUGGUGUCUGUGGACCUUGCGUGUCGUUAUCUAACAACUGGUGAGAUUGACGGGGCGAUUGUGGCGGGGGCCAAUAUGUACCUGAGUCCCGAGCACAACAUGGAUAGCGGUGCAAUGAAAGGAGCGUCCUCGCUCUCAGGUAAAUGUCACACGUUUGAUGAGAAGGCAGACGGCUAUAUCAAGGCUGAGGGUGUGAAUGCUGUGAUGUUGAAGCGCCUUUCCGAUGCUAUUCGCGAUGGUAAUCCCAUCCGGGCUGUCAUCCGAGGCAGUGCCACUAAUAGCGAUGGCCAUACCGCGGGGAUUGCGAGUCCGAGUGCCGAGGCGCAGUCAAUGGCCAUUCGAGCCGCCUACGCCAAUGCCGGACUGUCUAGCUUCCACCACACUUCUUACAUAGAGUGUCAUGGAACUGGGACACAGGCCGGCGACCCGACAGAGGUCAGUGGUGUCUCAUCUGUGUUUACUCCUGGGCGCGACAGCGCGAGGCCCCUGUAUAUUGGGUCAAUCAAGAGUAAUAUCGGCCAUUCCGAACCUGCAGCGGGUAUUUCUGGCCUGAUUAAAGCGGUACUCUCUAUUGAGAAUGCUAUGAUUCCUGGCAAUCCGACUUUCAUUAAUCCAAACCCGAAGAUCGAUUUUAUAGGACUUAAUGUCCAAGCAUCACGUAUUGCUCGUCAGUGGCCCGAUAUGCCUUUCCGUCGGGCCAGUGUGAACUCUUUUGGGUAUGGAGGCUCAAAUGCCCACGUCGUUGUGGAAGAGACAGGCUCAUUCACAAACAUCAAGCAUGUCUCGUCUUAUCAAACGAAGGCAGAUAAUAUGUUUGAUGAGGAUGACAAUACACGGGCGACACGGCCCUUCCUCAUUCCGCUCUCUGCAAACGACGACCAAUCUCUCAUGUCUUACUUUGAUAGACUUCGAAUACAUCUCAUGGAUCUCAAUGUUAAGGUUGAGAUGUCUAGUUUGGCACACACCUUAUCGGAUUGCCGAUCAAAGUUGUAUCACCGGGGUUACAUUGUCACUCAGUCGACGAAUCUCGAUGAAGCCGCGUUUGUUCAUGGAAAGAAAACUGCGGAGCCUCCAAGAAUUGGUUUUAUUUUCACCGGCCAAGGUGCUCAAUGGCCCCAAAUGGGCAAAGAUCUGGUUGAAACCUUCCCGUCUGCACGGCUCUUGCUGCGCCAACUCGACUUGGUUCUCCAACGUCUUCCAGAUCCCCCAGCAUGGAGUUUGUUAGAUGAGCUUAUCCAACCUCGGAGCGCUGAGACCCUGAGACAACCAGAGUUCUCGCAGCCACUGGUGACCGCACUGCAGCUUGUCAUAGUUGAGAUUCUCCAAAACUGGGGUGUAUGUCCCCAAAGCGUUGUCGGCCACUCUUCUGGCGAGAUUGCUGCAGCUUGUGUCGCAGGACUUAUUUCUAAGGAAACUGCUAUCAUUGCUGCUUUCUAUCGUGGCUAUGCGGCGACAAGAGCACCAAAGCAGGAUCUUGGAAUGCUCGCUGCCGGUAUCUCGGCUGCUGAGUUCCCAAACUACACUAGUGGUAUUAAAGAUGCUGUCUCGAUUGCAUGCUUCAAUAGUCCGCAGAGUAUCACCGUUUCGGGGACCAUUCCAGCGUUGGAACUGCUCCGACUGAACCUUGUCAGAGACAACAAGUUUGCACGCCUGCUCCAAGUUAAUCUCGCAUACCACUCCAAGUAUAUGAAAGAUAUUGGCGAUGACUAUGAUACCUUGCUAUCGGCCCAGGUUGAAGCCCAAUCUCCUGGGAACAAGGGAAUUCGCAUGUUCUCAUCUGUCACCGGAGGUCUCCUUGAGGGGCCUGUAUUCGUGAACUAUUGGAAGGCAAAUAUGACCUCGCCAGUUUGCUUCGAUCGAGCGGUCCAAGAAAUGCUCUCUGUUGACUCGAGUCCCGAUUUUCUGAUUGAGAUAGGGCCGUCUGGAGCCUUGGCUGGCCCAAUAUCCCAAAUUAUCAAGGCCCUCCCGAACGAAGCUGCAAGCGUCCAAUAUACCGCUGCCCUUUCUCGGGGACGCGAUGCAAUAAAAGCUACAUUCGAUGUUGCAGGAAAACUAUUCAUAGCCGGAGGUACCGUCAAUCUCUCAAACGUCAAUCAGCUAGGUGGCGAAGGUGAAGUUGCCCCAGCUGUGAUUGUUGAUCUGCCCAAUUACGCCUGGAAUUACUCAACCAAGUACUGGUAUGAGAAUGAAGCCAGCAAGGAUUGGCGCUACCGCUUGUUCCCACACCAUGUGCUCCUUGGUAGCAAGAUCCUGGGUUCAUCCUGGAAUGAGCCUGCAUUCAAGAAGACUUUGGAAGUAGAAAACCUGCCGUGGCUUCGGGACCACAGAAUGGGGCCUGACAUUGUCUUCCCUGCCGCUGGGUUUGUUUCAAUGGCUAUAGAGGCUAUUCGCCAGAAGACAGAGGCAUUGAAUAUUUUGGAUGGAAAGCCAGGUCCCAAAGUACCAAGUUAUCGACUCCGAAACUUGACAUUCAAUAGGGCUCUCGUGUUGGAAGAACGUAAGCCGUGCAAAGUCAUGCUUACCCUUACCCCAAAAUCUGGAAGCGGCACGGCCUGGCAUGAUUACAAGGUUUCUUGCCUGGUGGAGGGCGUAUGGCGCGAGAAUAGCGCUGGUCUGAUUCAGGUUACCAACCAAGUUGAGCGUGUUGCUUCGGCUCAUGAUAUUCGGAAUCUGGAAUAUCCAGCGGAUGGACGGUUAUGGUACAAGGCCAUGAACGACAUCGGAUAUAAUUUUGGUCCUGCAUUCCAGAAACAGCUUCAGGUCGAAUGCACCUCAGGCGAGCGAAAUAGUCGAUCCGUUGUUUCCCUGGAAGAGCCCGAUACUAGCAUCCUUCCGUCAGCCUUUGCUCUGCAUCCAGCCUGCAUUGAUGGCUGUUUCCAGACAUGUGCACCCUCGUUGUGGAAUGGUAACCGCAGCGAUGUCAAUGCCGUUUUGAUCCCGGCCAUUAUUGACGAUAUCAUUGUCAACCAACGGCCUGAAAUCUCCAAGACCGGCAUAGCAGUCUCAAGCUCGGCGUACGUGGGUCUAGGUCGCCCCGAUGAGACCAAAAGCUACUUGUCGAAUUCGUCGGUCUAUGCUAAAGAAACUGGACAACUUCUUUUCCAGGUCUCAGGACUCCGCUAUCACAAGUUGGAUGUUCGUGAGGAGAUUUACUCAAGACAUGCUUACAGCAAAGUGGUAUGGAACCGGGAUAUCACCUCUCUCUCUGACUUCACAGAUAUAUCAACGCUCUUAGGAAUUGACAAUGGCGAUGAAUCUCUCACUGAUGUUCAUCAUAUCGUGGAUAUGGCUUCUCACAAAAAGCCGCAUCUGAGCGUUGCAGAAAUAAAUGUCAGGUCCAACGAUCCAACUAGCAUCUGGCUGGAUGGAAGUCUGUCAGACAGUUCUUGUCGUCGAUCCGCUCAGAACAUUCAGGUCAUGUUUGCAGAUCCAGGAGCACUUUUGGACGCCCAGGAGACAUAUUCCUCUCACGAAAAUGCUCAUUUUGUUCUUACGGAUCUUGCUAGCGAGGGAUAUAUCCCCAACGGACAGACCACGUUUGACCUCGUCGUCCUCAAGGUGAGUGGAACCGACGAGCACUACAGGCAAAUUAUCGACAACACCCGCAAGCUUCUUGCAGAUGGCGGGCACUUGUUGGUUGUGGAUUACGACGGGAAUGAUGAGCACACUACGACCAGAAAGGGGCAAACGGCCACGUCUGUAGAUACCAAUGGCAAUGACAUUCCCCAUGGGAACGGCGGAACCAGUGAUAGCAACUCCGACGGAUUUGAGAUCCUUGAUUCAACUGAAAGGCCCCGCACCCAACGACAUUCAUUGAUGGAUCGAAAAGAUCUCACGUGUCUUGGUGCGAGGUUUUAUCCUUCUAUUGAUGGCAACAUCGGAUCAAUCGUUCUGGGUCGGGCAGAAGCCAUUCGCGAGCCAGUUUCGGGGUCUGUUAGCCUGCUCCAAUUUUCCAAGCCAGUUAUCGCGAGUUUGAAGCUUCAAGCAAGCCUUGUCGCUGCUGGAUGGAACGUUAGCCAGCAUGAAGCACCUUUUGACGAUAUCGAUCUGGAGUCGAUCGGCAUCGUGGUGGAGUUUGGUGAUUCCAUUCUGCCAACAAUCACUGAACCCAACUGGGAAGCCCUUAAGGCAAUUAUUAGCUCUGGAAUGAAGCUUUUGUGGGUAACUGAAGGGUCUCAGAUGGAGGUUACUAAUCCCAGCAAGGCCAUGAUUCAUGGGUUGGGAAGAACUGUGCGAGCUGAGGAUCCAUCUGUCAGCCUUACCACGCUCGACGUGGAAGGUGUCUCCAAUACAGCGACAUUCAAUGCUCUUGUUACUGUCCUCAAAAGGAUUCAAAGUCCCCGAACAAAAGAUCACAUUGAAAGUGAAUACGUCGAGAGGGGCGGUUAUCUUCAUGUCCCUCGAAUCCUGCCAGACAAUGUCAUAAACAAAGCCGAGGCAGAAGUUGUUGAUGGGCGACCCCCCGUACUCCAGUCCCUUCAUUCUGCAGAGACAACGAUCAGGCUUCAGUGCGAGCGAGUGGGCACAAUUGAUACCAUUCAGUACAAUGAGGUGGCCCCGACAGAGCUUCCUCUUGGGGAAAACUUGGUUGAGGUGGAGUUGUUCGCAGCGGGAUUGAACUUCAAAGAUGUGGCUAUCACCAUGGGGAUCGUACCUGAGAACGAACAUCUACUCGGCCUAGAAGGCGCCGGCCUCAUCCGACGAGUCCAUCCAUCAGUCACCAAAUUCAAGCCCGGAGAACGUGUGUUGGUCUUCAAAAAGGGUGCCUUUGCCAAUCGCGUCAUAGCAACGGUCGAGAGAACGUACCAUAUUCCAGACUGGAUGUCAUACGAGGAGGCUUCUACCCUGGCGAGCGUCUACCUCACCGCGAUGUACAGUAUCAAGGAUCUCGCCAAUACCCAAAAAGGCCAUCGAGUCUUGAUCCAUUCCGCCACAGGGGGUCUGGGCCAAGCUUCAAUUCAAAUUUGCCACAAUAUUGGUGCAGAGGUUUAUGCCACUGUAGGAAAUGACGAGAAGAGAAAGUUUCUAGUGGACCGAUAUGGGAUCCCAGAGGACCGAAUCUUCAGUUCGCGCUCUACUGACUUUGCCAGUGAGUUGAUGCAUGCUACGCAUGGUGCGGGUGUUGAUGUAAUUCUCAACUCCUUGACGGGUGAGCUAAUGGAGGAAUCGUGGCGGUGCAUUGCCGCCGGGGGUACUAUGGUCGAACUCGGUAAAAAGGACAUGCUGGACAGAAACUACCUAUCUAUGGAACCUUUUGGUCGCAACGCAUCUUAUCGCUGCUUUGAUAUGUCCCACGCUCAUGUUUCUGAUACUCUUAUUGCGAGACUCCUCGACCAGACCAUGGACCUCAUCAAAAAGCGGCAGCUUACACCCAUUGGUCCUAUCACAACAUUCUCAUUUGCAGAUAUUCCUUCCGCAUUCAGAUAUAUGCGUGGGGGCAAACAUAUCGGAAAGAUUGUCAUUUCUGAUGGACCGAACACAGAUGUUCAGGUUGCGGCCCGUCCUGCGCAAAAGUUAUUGGUCCUUCAAGAAGAUGUGUCGUACUUGAUUGUUGGUGGUCUUAAGGGCCUCUGCGGCACCAUAGCCACACAGCUAGCCCGACAUGGUGCUAAACACUUGGUUAUUCUUUCUCGCAGUGGAUGCGAUGACGAAAGGUCCCAGGCGGUGUUGAAAAAUCUCAAGGCUAUUGGGUGUUCUUUCACUCUCGUUACCGGCGAUGUGGCGAAGAAGGCCGAUGUGACACGAUGCUUUAAGGAGGCGCCCCUUCCUAUCGGAGGAAUCAUCCAAGGAGCCAUGGUUUUAAGGGACCGUGUCUUCACCUCGAUGACCAUCAGCGAGUAUUACCAAGCAAUUGAGGCCAAGUUGCAAGGUUCAUGGAAUCUACACGAUGUUUCCAUUGAGACAGGAUCCAUGAUUAACUUCUUCACCAUGCUUUCCAGUAUUUCAGGUGUUGUUGGUCAGAAGGGACAGGCCAACUAUGCCGCUGCCAAUGUGUUCCUGGACAACUUCGCCCGGUACCGCCGCAAGCAGGGUCUGAAAGCUUGCUCUGUUGACCUGGGCGCCAUUGACGACAUCGGAUACAUGUCGGAGCACAAAGAUCUACUGGUGGCCCUCGACACCGCAGCCUGGACGCCCAUCAAUGAGUCUCUUUUCAACAAAAUUCUUCGCGUGGCUCUUCUGCAAGACAUUGCGCCUUUGAAUGCACACAGUAAUGGUCAAUUGAUCACCAGCAUUGCCGUCCCCCAGGAGGAAAACUCGCGCCUCCUAGCUGAUGCACGAUUUGCAGGUCUCUGUUUCAGAGACCAGACUAGUGGCUCUGGAGGCUCUGCUGCAGCUGACGAGACCAAAGAGCUGCAGGCGCUCCUUUUGCUGCUCAAGAAUGGCGCUCCACAGGCGGCUCUUAUGGGGGCCGCCAUUGAGGCCGUCAAUAAACAAUUCAUGGUCACACUGCGACUUAGUGCACCUAUGGAGCCUGGCAAGCCGCUGAGCAGUUAUGGGAUGGACUCUUUGGCUGCAGUUGAAUUCCGAAAUUGGGCGCGAUUGGAGCUACAGGUUGAACUGACAACACUGGAGAUUGCCAACGCUAAUUCACUUCAUGCGUUAUGUGACAAGAUUGUGUCCAAUAUGAAUAAGUCUUGA
Molecule: messenger RNA, 7266 nt
Organism: Penicillium samsonianum
Lineage: Eukaryota; Fungi; Ascomycota; Eurotiomycetes; Eurotiales; Aspergillaceae
Gene: fma-PKS
Product: polyketide synthase fmaB
Exons: 18
Coding region: 1-7266 (2421 amino acids)
Biological process (GO): secondary metabolite biosynthetic process; fatty acid biosynthetic process
Molecular function (GO): oxidoreductase activity; phosphopantetheine binding; fatty acid synthase activity
Source: RefSeq, a predicted model, not a curated record